UGUGAACAGGACGUUGUUGAUACGUGUGCAGUGCCCGCGAGUUGGCUCAGUCAACUGUCGGCUGCGUUAUGACAUUUGGUUAAAAUCCGAUUAUCUUUUUAGAAUAACAUAAGUAAAUAGUUAAUUAUGGAUGUGGAUAUUCGUGUGAUGCCAAAUAAGAGUGAAGCAGACCUAACUCCAGAAGAAAAAUGGAGGGUGGAGCAUAUAAAAAUGCACGAGAAGCAUCGAGGGCACGAAUCCAUGCACGUGGAAAUGCUAGCCAUCUUGCUCAUCACUCUAAUUGUUGCACAGAUUGUCCUAGUUGAAUGGAAGAAAAGACAUUACAGAUCCUUUCAGAUGAGUACAUUAGUUGCUAUGUGGGUUAUUCCAUUUGUAGUAUGCAUACGAAAUCAAUGGUGGAGAUUCAUUUUCCUAUGGCAUGUAUUCUCAUGCAUAACUGUUCUUGUUGUUAGAAAGGCCUUGCAGCGACCUAUACAAGGCACUACUCCUAGAUUAGUGUACAAAUGGUUCUAUUUUAUUUACAAAAUGAGCUAUACUCUGGGUAUUAUUGGCUACAUUAUAAUAUUAGCCACGUUCUUUGGGCUUAAUUUAAUUUUUGACGUAAAGCCUCAUAUAUGGAUGGACUGUGGUUUACUGUUCGUAUUUUAUGGUCUCUAUUUUGGUGUACUAGGCAGAGACAUAGCGGAAAUUUGCGCUGACAAAAUGGCAUCGCAUAUUGGGUAUUAUGCACCAGGUAGUAUGCCUACCAGGACACUUGAAACAGGAGUCUGUGCAGUAUGCGGAAAUCGACUUUUGGUCUCUGAAAAUGAGGAGGGAGUUAUAGAAAAUACCUAUAAGUUAAGCUGCGAUCACGUAUUCCACGAAUUUUGCAUCAGGGGAUGGUGUAUUGUGGGUAAAAAGCAGACAUGUCCGUACUGCAAAGAGAAAGUGGACCUCAAGAAGAUGUUUUGUAGUCCAUGGGAGCGACCUCAUGUCCUGUAUGGGCAAUUAUUGGAUUGGAUCAGGUGGCUGGUGGCCUGGCAGCCGUUAAUCGUAUUUCUAGUUCAAGGAAUACAUUGGGCAUUAGGACUCGAGUAAGUAGCAUUGUCGUUUCAUCGUUACGCGCAAUGUGCUCGACAACAAAUAAUCCUGCGUGUUUCACCUGAUUUGAAUGUCAACUCGAUUAUAAGUAUCUACCGAAUAACACUGUGUUUGUACGUUUGUAUAUAAUAUAAUUGAUGAUUCUAUGCAACGUUCACAGUGACAUUUGAAUCUAGACAGCGUCUUUAAUUUCAUCUUUCAAAUGAUAAUCAUGUUAUUCAAUAUUUUCAGUAUCGCUAUUACACUGUAUUAUGGGAUUCUAUUUCCACUCGAUUUUUGCACCGUAUUUUCAUUAUAGCAUAGAUUAUGUAUCUAGAAAAUCGAGGUAUAAUCGCAAGUGAACACGAAAAUUAUUUGCUCACAGUUGCAGAUAAUUACUUUUGUGGUUGUGAAGAAUUGAAUGGUUUGCACAUCACAAAUGUUGUGUGGCGAAUUCUAAUCAAUAAGGCUAUUGAGUAAUUAUAUAGAUCCAUUCAUCAUUGGAACAUUCUUUAUUUUUUUGCGAUAUCGACCAAUAGAACUUUUAAUUUGUUCAUCCAAGCAAUGAGCGCUACUUUUCCAGUUUUUGUCCAACUAAUUAGGAGAUAAAAGUUGGACAAAACAACAUCUAGUGCAGUAUACUGAAGUCAUUGGGAAAAUAAUUUAGGAAUGAUUAGUUCAUCUCAAAUCCAAAUAAAUAAUAUGUAGGUAUGUUUGAUGAUGAAUAUCGACGUAGUUGCUACUCCAAUUAAUCACCAAUCAAAAAUACUACUAACAGAUUAGUCGUCCUUCCGAAAGCUCGACUUAUAAUCUCGGAUGAUUAUAGAGAUACUGGCUAUGUGCCGAAGAAUAUUUUCUACCCGUAUGUGCAAUUCUUUUUUCGUGGAGAAAUUCAAUCAUAGUGAGUUUGAAUCAAAUUCAAAUGGUACGCUUUUUUAGCUUAAAAAAUAGUCCUGUAUAUGACAUACAACAAAAAUAAGAAUGAACACCACAUGCCAACUAGGUACUACUUGAUUACACGUAAUGUACAUAAGUACGGACCACUAAAGAAUUCAGAAAAUUGUAUAUCAUGCCAUGUGCCUAGAAUUAAUUGGUACAGAUCAGUGAUUCUUACUGUACCUAUUCGAUAAGAAUAAAUGGAAUAUAAGUAGAUUUUGAGUGCAGUCUAUCGACGGUAUCGUGUUCGAAUAACUAGAUGUACAUCAUUGGCGCCAAAAACACGAUAAUGUUUCACGUGAUGUAAAUACGAGUGCUUGUAUGAUGGGUGGUUUGUUAUUUGUAAAAUAAUUAAUGUACUACAUCAGCGAUUUGCUUAUAAAUGUAAAAAUAAACUUUAUCACCAAUAUUCAUUCUAAACAAA
Athalia rosae (coleseed sawfly) is the source of this 2419-nucleotide messenger RNA. Its product is annotated as RING finger protein 121. NCBI's taxonomy places the organism in Eukaryota, Metazoa, Arthropoda, Insecta, Hymenoptera, Athaliidae. The record is from RefSeq and is a predicted model, not a curated record. Bases 127 to 1077 code for a protein of 316 amino acids. Gene Ontology annotation, cellular component: Golgi membrane; endoplasmic reticulum membrane. Gene Ontology annotation, molecular function: ubiquitin protein ligase activity; metal ion binding. The transcript has 7 exons.